Paramacrobiotus metropolitanus is the source of this 1323-nucleotide messenger RNA. RefSeq names its product 3'-5' ssDNA/RNA exonuclease TatD-like. Lineage: Eukaryota; Metazoa; Tardigrada; Eutardigrada; Parachela; Macrobiotidae. Gene Ontology annotation, molecular function: single-stranded DNA 3'-5' DNA exonuclease activity. The record is from RefSeq and is a predicted model, not a curated record. Gene Ontology annotation, cellular component: cytosol.
AUCAGUCUGGUGAAAAAUGAGAAAUUCCAUCAUCUGGAACUGUUUAUUUACGGUCCAGCUGCGUUAUGAGAAAACAUUCUCCGCGUCGCGUCUACUUACGCUAUUCUCCUCUGGCCUGAUUUCUCAGUGGGGGAAAGUUUAAAAGAUUAAUUAGACCACAUUGGCAAGUGGCGUCUGUUUACGGUGAUUAAUCUGGCGCUGGCACGUCGGGGUGUCUUGCACUGCAUUUGCAUCGGAGUCUGGCCACGCACGAUCAGCUUAUUCAGACACCAGCGAGCCACCAUGGCGAACCUGCAUUCGCCAACUAAACCCCUCUACCAACUGGUCGACAUUGGGGCCAAUCUGACCAGUGGGAAAUUCGGCCGGGAACUCGAUCAAGUGGUGGAACGGGCCGCGGAGGCCGGAGUUUUUAAGAUUAUGGUCACUGGAUCGUCCAUUGAGAGCAGUAAAGACGCGUUGAGAUUAUCAAGAUUAUACCCGAAUCAUUUAUAUUCUACGGCCGGUGUUCAUCCGCACGAAGCCAAGGACUGGGAUGAUACGUGCGCGGAGAAUAUCAUCGAACUGGCCAAGAACCCCGAGUGCGUCGCUAUCGGUGAAUGUGGUUUAGACUUCAACCGCAACUUCCCCCAGGACGCCCAGAUCAGCGUCUUCGAGAAGCAAGUCCAACUAGCCUGCCAGCUAAAGAAGCCCUUGUUCGUCCACGAACGGGAAGCCAGCGACGCCCUGCUCAAAGUCCUCCUGCAGUACCGCAGCCAACUCCCGCCCACCGUCAUCCACUGCUUCACCGGCACCAAGGCGGAAGUACAACGUUACCUAGAUCUGGGUUUCUACAUCGGUCUAACCGGAUUCCUGUGGAAGGAUAAAUCCGUGGACGGCGUGCGCUGUAUCCUGGAGGAACGGAUCAUUCCGUUGGAUCGGCUGCUGGUGGAGACCGACGCGCCCUACAUGUUCCCCAACGUCAAAGCCUCCAAGGUGCCCAAACCCAUACGGGAGGCGCUGACCGAGCAGAGCACCGGCUGGCUGAACCGGUAUUGUAGUUUUCAGCGGAAUGAGCCGUGCUCGCUGCCGGUGACGGUGGAGAUGGUCGCGGCUUAUAUGAAGACGGUGCCCGGUGUGGUAGCUAUGAGCACGACGCAGAAUGCGUUGAAAGUCUUUGGUUUGAUGUGAAAAUUGGGUGGAGCUGGGAUUUUUUUUAUAAUGGUUCGAUGAAUUUCGUUUUAUGUUUGAAUCGACUUCGAUCUUUAAAAUUAACAAUAAUUAUUAAAUUUGGAAACAUUCUAAAACAUGAGCCACAAAAUGGGUAAUAAAUAAAUUGUGCCUUUA